GAUCAAUAUCAGUUUAAACCAGGUUUGAUCGGGAUGGUCAGGCUCUGCUCAGCGCUGCUGCUGAUGUUUAUAACAGCGGUGAAUCUUGUCCUGCUCACCCAGAUUGAAAACAUGAAGACCUUCCACCUUGGAGACACCAUCACCCUCCACUGUACCUUUUCUUCUGGACAUAGCAGCUACUUCUACUGGUUCAAACAGGCAGUAGGAGAGUCACCUCAAAGUAUAAUGUCUAUCUACAGUCAUAGCAUAGAUCCAUUGCUGUAUGGGGAGUUCCAAGGGGAUCAGCGCUUCGCAAUUCAAAAAAACUCAACCAGCAUGAUGCUGACCAUUUCAAAUGCAAAGCUCGCGGAUGGUGGCUUCUAUUACUGCUGCACAAGAAGUUACGAGCAGAUCAUUUUCGAGAACAAAAUUUUCUUGAAGUAUGAAGGUCUACCAACUACAAACAGAUAUUUCAGUCUGCAGCUUGUAUCUGACUCAGUGCAGCCAGGAGACUCUGUGACCCUUCAGUGUACAAUAGUGACUGAGAGCUGUGCAGGAGAACACAGUGUUUACUGGUUCAAACAUGGAUCAGGAGAAUCCCUUCCAGGAGUCAUUUACACCAAUGGAAACAGGAGUGAUAAGUGUGAGAAGAGCCCUGAGGCUGGAUCUCCUACACGGAGCUGUAUCUACAGCCUCCCCAAGAGGAACCUCAACCUUUCAGAUGCUGGGACUUACUACUGUGCUGUGGCCAUGUGUGGGGAAAUCCUCUUUGGGAAUGGGACCAAGCUGGAAAUAACAGGUAUUGACCAAGAAAACCAAAGCAGUCCUUUAGUUCUUGGUUUAGCAAUAUCCAACAUCUUAUGUGUAAUAAUAAUAAUCAUCCUUAUCUAUGUACAGAAGACCAGAAUACAGCGAAAUACACAUCAGUGGUUCUCCACUACGCCACACAGUGAGACACGGGACUCACAACAGCUAACUUACAAUAAAUGCAUUUUCCAAAAGAGGAAAUCAGAGAUGGGACCCAGGAUGCAACAGAUAAACACCCAUGUUUUAUAUUCUGACAUUAGACUUAAAGAAUGAGACAGAUGGCAUAAUGCAGUGUUUGCCUGAAUCAUACUUUAACUGCUAUCUAAUUUUAAAUAAUUUAUGUAUGCUGUUAAAUCAGAAAAUUCUUGAUGAAGCCAUAACCAAUGUUAUCCAAUGUGCGCUACAGUACUGUGAAAAAGGGUGUCAAAGAAAAUGAUUUUUAAAUGAUCUUACUGUUGGUGUAAAAUUAUGCUAUUAUAUCUGUUAUUCUGUGUCAUGUUGUAAUAGGUGUAACGAUGAAUAGCGAAUCGGUUAAAAAUCGAUGUAAACAUAUGACGAUUUAAACCGGCUGAUGUGGAAAAUGAAUCGCUAUUUUAGGAGUACUUCACAGUACUUUAACAGAAAAAAAUAGUGUAAUAUUACAUUUGAUUUCACAACGUCAGAUGUCACUGUGUAUUCACGUCGACGUCGGACGUCAAUUUUUGGUUAUAACCGAAAGCAAGAUAGCCAGCGAAUUUGAAAUUGAGGACACACAGCCGGGCGGCGCAGUGGUCAGCACUGCUGCCUCACAGCAAGAAGGUCCUGCUUUCGGUACUGGGUACUUUCUGUGUGGAGUUUGCACGCUCUCCCCAUUUUCGCCGGGGCGCCAGUUUCCGGUCCAAAAACAUGCAGGAUAGGUUGAUUGGUGAGUCUAAAUUGGCCCUGUAGUUGUGUGAGUGUGUGUGCCUUGUGGUGUGUAGGCGACUGCUCAGGGUUGGUUCCCGACUGCGCCCAUUGUUCCUGUGAAAAGGCUCCGGUCCCCCGCGCGACCCCAUUUGGGACUAAGCAGUUUCAGAAAAUGGAUGGAUGGACGCACCACUCGAUCUUAUAUCGUCGGUGUGACAGCAUUUUAGCUUUCCGGUAAUCACAAACAGGGAGAAAAGCACAGACAAGACAAGAACUGCGUGCAAACAUUGGAAAAUACUGAUAACAUGCACAAAUAGCACAAUGAACAUGCUUCAGCAUGUCCACCAAUCUUCGCUGAGCGAAGAUUAUUAAAAGGGCAAACCAUGCAAAAAAGCGGCACAUGCAAGCCUUAGUUUAU
Molecule: messenger RNA, 2089 nt
Organism: Paramormyrops kingsleyae
Lineage: Eukaryota; Metazoa; Chordata; Actinopteri; Osteoglossiformes; Mormyridae
Biological process (GO): response to bacterium
Source: RefSeq, a predicted model, not a curated record